CAAUAUUCCCAUCAUGGCGGCAGAUGAACAUGUGCAAAAAUAUGCAGUCUGAUUCGUGAAUACCAUUGAUAUCUAUCAUUCAGAGAGAGAGAGAGAGUUCAACGUUCAACAAAACGUGGCCAAAUCUGGCUUAGUAAGAGGAGAUUAAGGGAAGCUUUCUCUUGCGCAUUAAUUUGUCAAAUUGUGCGGUAAAACAUAAUUUCGCUGCUUAUACUCCCUAAGAGAGCUGACCAAACAGAGGACUUCACGUUGUCAAAAUUAAUCGCUGUCUGAUGCAACAGCACGUUGCACAACUAAAGUCGAGAUUUACAUGCGGAGAUUUUCAACACCGUGUUUGUUUACGCUCGUCGAAGUCAUGGUCGACGGAUAGUCGCCUCGGCUCUCUCUGACAGAUGCCGAUGAAUAUCUGACAGCGGAGAGAACACUGUCACGGAAAAGGGAGGAAGUUAAAGCUAUUCGAUCGUUGAUUCUGAGCACGCGGACGGACGAGAACAUGAAUCCGUCGAAAUCGGAAGGGAAAUCGAAUCUCCCGCAGAAGACGAGGGAGGAGAUCAAGGCGGAACGCGAAGCGAAGAAGGCUGCUAAGGCUGCUGCUAAAGUGGCGAAAGCUAACGUCAAUAAGGCGGAUAACGUCAGGAAUGCGGCUGCAGUAGCCAAUUGUAAGAUCCCGGUGAGAGAUGCCAAAGCAGAUGUCGCGACGGCGAAGGGUGACAAGGUAGUAAAAACAGACAAUAUUAAAAGUAAAUCUGCGACGGCUAAUUGUGGGGUCCUAGAGAGAGGUGCAAAAGCAGCUGUAGCGACAGACGCGGCAGGCUCGCAACCUGCUGAUACAGGGGCCUUGAAGGAAAAUGAAAUUCAAUCUUCGAAUGUCGUCCAAAACGGCGCGUCCGAGGGGAGGAGUGAAGGCAAGAGCAAGACCGAGCUGCGCGCGGAACGAAGAGCUAAGCAGGAAGCUCAGAGAGCUGCCAAGCAGCAACAGUCGGCAAAGGACAACGUGAAGACUGUGGAGUCUGCGAAGCCGCGUGUAGAGACAGUAGCCGAAUGCCCGGCGAGGAGGAGUGUUGCGAAAAGCGCGAUCAGGGAGGACGCGCACACCGUUGAUUUGUUCAAACACCUGUAUCAGGAGAGAGAGCGUUCGCUGUUCAAUAUCGCCACGGUGAACUCGAGCAUACACCCGGCGAUAGUCAGACUGGGCGUUCAGUACGCGAACAAGAUCAUCGUCGGCAGUAACGCGAGGUGCGUUGCGCUCUUGGCCGCCGUCAAACAGGUGGUCCGGGACUUCGAGAAGCCGACGCAGGAGGACUUCGUCCGUAGUCUCGAGGCGCACCUGAAGGAAUCGCUGCGUUAUCUGCGCCACUGCAGACCGCUGGGCGUCUCGAUGCAGAAUGCCAUGCGUCAUCUCACGUGGCAAAUGACGCAAUUUUCGUCUACGUUGUCGGACGAAAAAGCGAAAAAUAAGCUGCAAGGAGUAAUAGAUACUUACAUCUCGGAUCAAAUUAACAAGGCUGACGAAGCGAUAUCAAUAACGAUGCGGAGUAAAAUAUUGGACGGGGAUGUUAUUUUAACAUAUGGCUAUUCAUCUUUAAUUCACCAGAUAUUAGUGGAGGCGCAUACUGCAAAAAAGCAAUUUCGCGUGAUUGUGGUCGAUGGUAGGCCGUGGCUAGAAGGAAAGGAACAGUUGAGGCGUUUGGCGAAACAUGGAAUUGAGUGCUCAUAUAUAUUAAUCAAUGCCCUCAGCUUUAUUAUGCCAGAAGUCAGUAAAGUCUUUCUGGGUGCCCAUGCGAUAUUAGCUAACGGAGCAGUAAUGUCAAGAGUUGGAACCGCGCAGGUUGCCCUAAUGGCGAAAACCUAUAACGUUCCCGUUUUAGUAGCAUGCGAAACGCAUAAGUCGUCUGAACAAGUGCAGACCGACUCCAUCGUUCAUAAUGAAUUAGGUAAUGCAGACGAUCUGGUGAAUCAUCAGCCGAACGGUAGUUCAAAAAGGUCUUUACUCUCGAAUUGGCGAACGAGAAAGUCGUUAAAUCUUUUGAACAUCACUUACGACGUGACGCCAGCUGAUCUUGUGACGGCCGUCGUCACGGAAUUGGCGAUUCUACCAUGCACCAGUGUUCCUGUGAUUUUACGGUUUAAACCUUCCGAGGUUUAAAUACGUACAAUACAACGUACAUACAACAGUUAUUACGCUUCUUCAAGGAAAAAUACACAAGCGCACGACGCCUGGAAAGGAAAACUAGUUACAAACACAGAAAUUACCGGGUACAAUAUUUCGAUGUAAAUAUACGGAUUAGACUAUUUGACUAUUUCACGCAAAACAAUUAUAUUAAUCAAAUAUAACGCGAGAUAAUAUUGAUUAAUAUAUUGCGUUUAUAUAUAUAUAUACAUAUAUGAUUGUUGAAACUUUUUAAAACUACGGUGCAGAGAGAUAUAGUAACAAAAUUUCGCUUAAAGACUUGCCGAUACUUACCAAGUUUUCUAAUGACAAUUGAUAUCAAUUAGUGUUUUAUAUAUCUAACAUGUAUUAUAGUUUUCUUUUUAAUACAAAGCAGAUGCAAUGCUGUUGAUAUGAAUUGUAAAAAAUAAAACAUGUUUCUGAUAAGGUUUUUCGAUCUUCAAAAUUGUACACAUAUAUUAUUUUGUAUAUUUUAUGAAUAUGCAAAUUUCAUUAUUUUAUGCUAAUGAUACGUCUUGAAAAUAAUUAAGCACUGCAAUAUUGAUGAAACCUACAUGCUGGUUCGAAUCUCCCUUCAACUAGUAUACGCAUUUUUUGUAUUCUGGUGAACCAUAAGUAUAUUUCAAAUGCAAUUACAUUACGAUAUACACAAAUUAAUUUGACAGUAAUAUUUAUGAAAAAAUAUAUUGCUAAUUUGCACGUGA
Messenger RNA from Wasmannia auropunctata (little fire ant), 2874 nucleotides. It is a transcript of the gene eIF2Bdelta, whose product is annotated as translation initiation factor eIF-2B subunit delta. The record is from RefSeq and is a predicted model, not a curated record. NCBI's taxonomy places the organism in Eukaryota, Metazoa, Arthropoda, Insecta, Hymenoptera, Formicidae. Bases 494 to 2146 code for a protein of 550 amino acids. The transcript has 5 exons.